This is a messenger RNA of Amaranthus tricolor (Joseph's coat), 2297 nucleotides long. RefSeq names its product CBL-interacting protein kinase 2-like. The transcript is spliced from 2 exons. The record is from RefSeq and is a predicted model, not a curated record. Gene Ontology annotation, cellular component: nucleus. Bases 732 to 2093 code for a protein of 453 amino acids. Gene Ontology annotation, molecular function: DNA-binding transcription factor activity; protein kinase activity; ATP binding. Gene Ontology annotation, biological process: guard cell differentiation; positive regulation of DNA-templated transcription; signal transduction. Lineage: Eukaryota; Viridiplantae; Streptophyta; Magnoliopsida; Caryophyllales; Amaranthaceae.
UUUGGUAACCCUCCAUUUACAACUCCCGGUAAUAUUAAUAGUACUUCCUUUUUCUUUUAUUAUUAGGGCCAACAUAAGGUAAGUGAUUGAUUGCUCACAUAUAAACCUCACACCAACCACACCAUAGAGAAACAAGGAAAAAAUUUAAGCGAUAGAGAGCUCUAUAAAUUCCAAACCCAUUUAAGCUUCAUCUUUUUCAAAUUAAAAACCAUUUUUAUCCAAGUCUUGGAUUAAUUCUUGGUGAAUUUAUUCAAAAAAUUAAAAAAUCUUGGUGAAUAAUUCCUGCAUUUCUGUUCAAGAAUUAUAGAUUAGCAGAUUCAUAAGAGGUGAAUUAGUAUAUAAGUUUAUUGGAUCAUCGAUUCCCUCGUCUUUUUCCAACACAUUACUCUCGUAAAUAACUUUCUCGACUCCCGGAAUCCCCCGUUUUUCCAAAACAACCAGGGAAUGCUGCAAGAUGUGCUUGACAUCUAAGGAUUCUCUGACUAAACCCAAAUUACUCAGAGCUCUACUCGAGCUUCAGCCAUCAACGACAGAUAAGUAUCGACACAUUGUAUGCAGAUAUAUCAGUUUUGAGCUCUACAUGCCCACUGUAUGCAAGAAUGUCAUGGAUUACCUUAUUUCUACAUAUGAGCUAUGUGAAGAUGGUUGACUGAUUUCGUUAUUUUUUUCGUAGCAUAAUAUUAAUUCGAUUUGAUAUUGUUCUGCAAAAUUUAUUUUAUCCGUAGUUUGAGAUGGCGGAAAAUAAAGUAACCAUCUUGAUGCAGCGAUACGAGUUAGGAAAGUUACUAGGACAGGGUACUUUUGCAAAAGUGUACUUUGCGAGAAAUAUGAAAACGGGUGCAAAUGUUGCGAUUAAAGUAGUCGAUAAGGAGAAGGUUUUGCAGGUCGGAAUGAUCGAGCAAAUUAAGCGAGAAAUUUCGGUUAUGCGACUUGUGAAACACCCGAAUGUCGUGCAGUUGUACGAGGUUAUGGCGAGCAAAACUAAGAUUUACUUUGUCAUGGAAUAUGUCAAAGGCGGUGAGCUUUUCAACAAAGUCGCCAAAGGAAGGUUGAAGGAAAAUGUUGCUAGGAAGUAUUUUCAACAGUUAAUCUCAGCUGUUGAUUUCUGCCAUAGUAGAGGUGUUUACCAUCGAGAUUUGAAACCCGAAAACCUCCUUCUAGAUGAAAAUGAAAAUCUCAAGGUGACGGAUUUUGGGUUGAGUGCUAUAUCGGAAACAAGGAAGCAAGACGGGUUGCUUCACACGACGUGUGGGACCCCUGCUUAUGUUGCACCAGAGGUUAUUCUAAGGAAAGGCUAUGACGGAGCAAAAGCUGAUAUUUGGUCUUGUGGGGUGAUCUUAUUUGUGCUAUUGGCCGGAUAUCUUCCGUUCCAAGACUCGAAUCUUAUGGAGAUGUAUCGAAAGAUUGGAAAAGCGGAGUUCAAAUUCCCGAAUUGGAUUCCUUCCGAUGCACGGAGAUUGCUCGUCAAGAUCUUGGAUCCGAACCCAAAGACAAGAAUCACAACAGCUAAGAUUAUGGAGAAUUCUUGGUUCCGAAAAGGGUUUGAGUCUAAACGCUUAGAUGCUAGGCCCGUUUUUAACGAUAUGCAGCCCGAUUCAGUGGAUGUAGAUGCUAUUUUCGGUUCUUGUGAGAACAUCGAAGCGAAACAAGAAGUUUCUCAGCCGUGUUACAACUUAAAUGCAUUUGAUAUCAUUUCCUUCUCGGAAGGAUUUGAUUUAUCUGGUUUAUUUGAGGAUAAGAGCCAGAAAAAGGAGGUUCGGUUCUCAGCCAAUCGGAGUGCUUCAACGAUCAUCUCAAAGAUCGAGGAAGUAGCUAAGAAGCUUAAGCUGAAAGUGAAGAAAAAAGACGGUGGCCUAAUGAGAUUUGAAGGGUGCAAAGAAGGGCGAAAAGGGGUUUUAUCCCUUGAAGCCGAGAUUUUUGAGGUUACUCCGACUUUUCAUAUGGUAGAGCUGAAGAAACGGGGUGGAGAUUCGUUCGAGUAUCAAAAAGUCGUAAAGCAGGAGAUGAGACCAGCUCUUAAGGACAUUAUCUGGACUUGGCAAGGCGAGCAAGCAACAGAACCUUCACCCGCUACUUUGUCAGGGGAGUCUUAGACGAUUAUGUUCGUGCAGCGAGCAGCUCCUUUUCGGGUUAUUUGCUUAGUACAUUUGUCAUGGGCAUGCUUAUAAGAUAUAUUCUAUGCCUGUUUAACUUGGAUGUACUUAUGGUAAAGUUUAAUUGUAAACUUAUGAUUCUGUUUUGCCUAAAAUACUGCAUGUUAGAUUAGUCGGAAGUAAUCAGUAUUCUGUUUCGUUUAA